UUCAGCCAAUUUAAGGGCGCAUAUUUAACAAAAAAGAUCGAUAACUAUUCUUGUUGCACUACUCCUCUCCAAGUGGGAAUAUAACUCCACCCUGAGGUCAGUGGCGGGCUGACCACUCCAUUAGAUAUGGCUCUUAACAACAUUUGGCGUGAAGGUGAAAUCAUGAAAUCUUGAGCAGGAUAUCUGGCGCAGAACGCACUGGAGCGCCAUAACCAACACAUCGGACUCUACGGGGAUCCAGGCAAAACGGUCACAUUACGGAAAAUAAGGGUUCUCUUUCAUCAGAGCCCACGUACACAUCUCUUCCAGAUGGAGUUUGAGGGGCCGGAUGUGGAGGAGCAGCCCGGUGAGGUGGAGCUGCUGGGGCAGGUGGUGGAGGUGCUGCAGAGCCUGCUGGAGGCGUCGCGCCUGCUGUUCCAGCGCGCCCAGCAGAGGGCGCUGCAGCUGGCCGUGGUGCUGUGUCUGCUGCUGCUGCUGCUGUGGACGGCCAUGUUCAUCUACGGGAGCUUCUACUACUCAUACAUGCCCACAGCCAGCUACUCCACGCCUGUGCACUUCUACUAUGGCCCAAACUGUCAGUCAUCUGCUGUGUGUUCUUUUCCAAUGGCCAAUGUGUCUCUAUUAAGAAAAAACAAGGAUCAGGUGAUGACAUAUGGGCAGCCCUAUCGCAUCUCUCUUGAGCUGGAAAUGCCUGAGUCACCAGCCAAUCAGAAUCUAGGGAUGUUCAUGGUGAAGAUGACUUCAUACGGCAGAGAGGGAAAGAACAUCAAUACAGCAGCUCGCUCUCAGGUCAUGUUGCACUAUCGGUCAGUUCUGCUGCAGAUGAUGUCCACUGUGCUGUUGUCCCCCCUGCUGCUCUCUGGAGCCUCGGAGCAGAAGCAGCUCGUUACUGUGGAGCUGUUCACAGACUACACAGAGAACUCAUAUUUACCCACUGCAGGUGCUGUGAUCGAGCUGCAAACUCCACGAGUCCAGGUGUAUGCAGCACACCUGUACAUACACGCCCACUUCUCCGGCAUCAGAUACGUGCUGUUCAAUUUCCCCACGUUGUCCGCUCUGAUUGGAGUGUCCAGCACCUUCGGCUUCCUCAGCGUCAUCAUCCUCUUUAGCUCGCUACAGUACAGCUUUAACGCGCAGGUCUCACGAUCGCGGGUGAGGCAGCGGUCUCGUCAGCAGAACAGCAGAGAGGAGACACCAGAGAGAGCCUAUUACUCAGAGCCUUCUGACAUAACGGCAGAUCUGAGAUCAGAUAUGAGCGAGAGGCUUGCAGCUGAGUUCAUGGCACGCUACAAGAUCUUCACAGAUGAGCCAAGCUGCACGGACUCCCCUCCUCUGCUGGAGUACAGUGACCCACCUGUAGAAGCCUGUGAUGGGAUGGAAGAGUCCAUUCCUGAGAGGGAAGGGGUGUCUGAGCCGGAGCCAGAGGUGCAGGAGCAGGAAGUGGGAGGACAGGGUCUGUGUGCGGAGGCAGCGGAGGAGAAGCAGAAGGCCAGCAUAAACAAGGCCGAACUAGAGGAGUCCUCCAGUAUCCCAGAAGCCCUCGAUCCCCCAGAGGAGGAGGAGCAGGCCAACCACUGUGUCAUCUCCUGAGCUCUUUUACACAAACACACAUACACAUACACACACACACACACACACACACACACACACACACACACACACACACACACACACACACACACACACACACACACACACACACACACACACACACACACACACACACGGAACAUGAACAACACAUACGCACACGCAAACAUACACCUCACUUCUGAGUGUUUAAAAACAGAUACAGACCCAAAUGACCAGAUGCAUACAAAAUGAAUGUUUCUAUGUGGGAGGAGUGGAGUGAGAGAGAGAGAGAGAGAGAGAGAGAGAGAGAGAGAGAGAGAGAGAGAGAGAGAGAGAGAGAGAGAGAGAGGGGAAGAUAGAGAGAUGUGAAGUUGUUCAAACAGGCUGUAUAUUUUAGAAGUAUGGUGAGGUGGGAGAAGCCUACUGAAAACUGAAAUGGGUUUUCUUGAUUGUGGGUUGUGUUAUAUAGUUACUGAUAGGCCAACCACGAUUGCCCAAACAAAUGAACUGAGCACAGGAAUAGGAAUGUAAAUGCUCACUCAAACGCUCUUCCGCCAGCACGCUCAGGCCAAUCCAAACUUUUCUCAUCUGUCGUCCCUCGUCGGUGGAACGCACUACCAGUUCCUUCUAGAGUAGGGACAUCCCUCGCCAUCUUCAAAAAAUGUCUGAAAACCCAGCUCUUCAGAGAACAUCUCCUCUCAUAAUAGCACUACUACAGACUUGUUCUCAUUGAUGCACUUAUUACACUCAUUGAUGCACUUAUUGUGGUUUUUAAUUUGUUGUUAGAAGUGCUCUUAAAAGCUUAAAUGUUUUUACCAUGUUGUAAGUCGCUUUGGUUAAAAAGUGUCAGCCAAAUGUAAUGUAAUGUAAAACCAUGAAGAGAGGUCAAAUAGGAUUAACAGUGCAAAAUAGCGAGCAAGCGCUAUUUAGUAACAUAAAGGUGGCACUUAAAAAGUCUGUGGUCAGCCCAUCCUAUAAUGGACCUCUAUUAUAUCCUCCACAGGGGGCUCCCAGCUUCACCCUGCUCGUGUCAGACUGGCAUGACCAGACAAAUUGGCAUGGAGUCUGGAGGGCUGAGGGGUGAUCUGGAGCCCUCAUUGCAUCAAACUUCAGUCCAAUCCACCAGUGCUCCCCACAGUUUCUGUCCAGCUUUACCAUGCUUUGGCCACAUAGCUAGAUCUGGGCCGGGUUUGGGCCAACGCCGGCGUGAGUCCGAGUAUGGUGAUCGAUACCAAAUCGUAGGCAAUGCAUCAACGGUACAUCGAGUGGUCCAAAACUCUCCGACUUUGGAUCUCAGCACCUGAACAAGAUAAACAAGAAGCAAGCUCAGCGCUCGCACACACUCAUGCACUUCCUCUGUCCUUUUAAAGACACACUCACACUCUUGCACUAUAGGGUACUCCCUCCUGCCUUUUUAAAGACACACUCACACACUUGCACGUGGGGACUCCCUCCUGUGUUUUUAAGGACACGUUCUGACAGGCCUUACCUGAAGUGAAGUCAUUGUGUGUUUACUUCUCUGUAAGCAGAACCCAUCUUAAAGCGAGGAAAAACAAUUUUGAUAAAGUCCAGAUCAGGAGGAUGCAGAGAAGUAGCAUUCCCAUUUACUGCAAUGGCACUUGCUGAGCAAGCAAAUUCAACUGUGUGCUUAUGUAGCAGCUAGGCUGUAUUUCAAAGCUAUCUGCCAAGCUUAUUAUAUAAACCAAACAACUCAGUAUGGUUUAUUUAUUUAUGUUAUUUCAUUUUGCAUUUAUGUUAUUUCAUUUUGCAAGUCCUCUGCUUUUAUGUUCAACAAGCAAGAUAUUUCUGCUUUUACCAAAUACAUAUGUUUAAACAUUGGUCUUGUGGCAUGUUUGUCCUUUGUACAUUCCUUUAGUUUUGUUUGUACAUUUCUAAGUAAACAAUUACAUUAUUCCAAAA
Molecule: messenger RNA, 3492 nt
Organism: Sardina pilchardus (European sardine)
Lineage: Eukaryota; Metazoa; Chordata; Actinopteri; Clupeiformes; Clupeidae
Product: seipin-like
Exons: 10
Coding region: 310-1590 (426 amino acids)
Biological process (GO): lipid droplet organization; lipid storage
Cellular component (GO): endoplasmic reticulum membrane
Source: RefSeq, a predicted model, not a curated record